AUGGCUGGCGCAACUCCUUGUCCUGAUGGUCACAAAUCUGAGCCUCAGUCUGAUUUACCGACUGUCUCAGUCUAUGAGCUCCCCAUUGAACCUGGAUGGUCGAGCAGCUACUCUCGACUGCCGAAGACAAAGUAUGUUGUGAAUGGUGUAACCUACGACGAUGGCAAACCUCGUCUAUUCAUCGGCAAUGGUAGGCCCGGACCAAAUACUCAGACCCCGCAGGCGACAUCAUGGCCAAUUCAUCAGGACGAGAACCAAAGUCUUACAGAGACGGAAGCACAGAAUGACGCAGAGCAGUUUGAAAGAGCUGAAGAGAGGUUUCCUCGUUCAGGCAGCAAUCCUGGCCGUCAUUAUCACGGCAUACAUCUCACGGGGUCUGGUUUCACACAUCUCGGUAAUACUAUAGGCAUGGGUCAAAGCUCUGGAAAGAAUACCUAUUCAGACGUCUAUGUAUCAGGAGACCAUCACGCCAUGUUAGGCAACGUGUUCACGGACUAUUUGCCAGGAAUCAAUUCGCAGCAUACCAAACCAAUGGCUUCUGGUUCCCAGGAGUCGCAACAACAGUCAUGGAAAGGGAAGGAGCGAUACUCUCCACCGUAUGGAGCUUCAGUCAACUGCACUAACCAAGCAAAGACUACUGCCAACCAGGCUGCGGUAGCAGGAGAUGGAACUGCUAUGCGAUCAGGUUGGAGCCGUGCAGGCCAGGUGCUUGGUGAAGAACCACGAGCUAGGCUGCACAAGCAAGAUGGCAAGGGACAAGGGAAAGCACAAGACUGUAGGACAAUCUCGUGGUUGAAACGACAUGGAUGUGACAUUCCUUGA
Lithohypha guttulata is the source of this 822-nucleotide messenger RNA. RefSeq lists its product as uncharacterized. Bases 1 to 822 code for a protein of 273 amino acids. NCBI's taxonomy places the organism in Eukaryota, Fungi, Ascomycota, Eurotiomycetes, Chaetothyriales, Trichomeriaceae. The transcript is spliced from 2 exons. The record is from RefSeq and is a predicted model, not a curated record.